CAUCCCCGCCGCCUUACUCCAGCCCCUUUGCCGCUCCCCCGCCCUGGGCCUCAGUCGCCGCCUGCACUCGCCGGCCUCCUAUCUGCGCGAGCCCACGCAUUUCCCCAGAUCCUGCGAGCCAGAAUCGAGGUCCUCGGAGGGGACAGAGCAAACCUUGGUGGCGCCGGUGACCGCGCCCCUGGCCGCGGCGUCAGUGCGUUGGACCCAGCAGGCCGCGCUCUGAGCACCCCGCGUCCCUCGCUCGCGGGCCGGAACUCCAAAGUCUUUCCCAGCUCAGCGCCCCGGUUUCCGCCCCCGGAAAAUAGCUUUUUUUUUUUUUUUUUUUUUUUUUUUUAACUCCAAUCCCGAUCCUAUUCAGCCUUCGGGGCUUACUCAAGACCUCUAACAGUGCCUGGAAGAGGAAGAGAGUGAUAUGCAAAAUAGUCAGCUACUUACUGCUGAUACACUUACUAUGCUUACCGUGUGCUAAACAGGCGCUGGAGGAGUGUUUUACAUGCCUGACCUCAUUUAAUUAAAUGGUAGUGGCAGAGGCAGAAAUAACACCUAUGUCUUCCUUACCCCAAAGCAUGUUCUAGAGUUCUGGGAGCCUCCUGGAGGCCUCCUUGCUGCUACAGAAGGGACCCCUGCCUUCUCUGUGGCAGCCUCCUUACUUCACCUGGGUAGAGUGUUCUGUGGCUUCUCAUCAGCCUGGCCUUGAACCACAGGCACUUCACCAGCUGCAGGUAUGGCGGGCGUGGAGCAGCACGAGGGCACCAUCCAGGUGCAGGGCCAGAGCCUUUUCUUCCGAGAGGCUCGGCCUGGCAGUGGGCAGGCCGCCCGCUUCUCUGUGCUGCUGUUGCAUGGCAUACGCUUCUCCUCCGAGACCUGGCAGAACCUGGGCACGCUGCACAGGCUGGCCGAGGCUGGCUACCGGGCUGUGGCCAUUGACCUGCCAGGUCUGGGGCGCUCCAAGGAAGCAACCCCUGCCCCUAUUGGGGAGCUGGUCCCCAGCAGUUUCCUGGCAGCUGUGGUGGAUGCCUUGGACCUGGGCCCCCCAGUUGUGGUCAGCCCAUCGUUGAGUGGCAUGUACUCCCUGCUCUUCCUCACUGCCCCAGACUCCCAGCUCCGAGGCUAUGUGCCAGUGGCCCCCAUCUGCACUGACAAAAUCAAUGCUGCCGACUAUGCCAGAGUGAAGACCUCGGUUCUUAUUGUAUAUGGAGACCAGGACCCCAUGGGUCAGACCAGCUUUGAGCACCUGAAGCAGCUGCCCAAUCACCGGGUGUUGGUCAUGGAGGGGGCAGGGCACCCCUGUUACCUUGACAAACCUGAGCAGUGGCACACAGGGCUGCUGGAUUUUCUGAAAGGGCUGGCAUGAGGCUCAGCCCUGCGGAUGGGGGUGGGCCACUUGCCUGCCUUGGGCUCUCUCUUGCUCAUUCUCUCCUUCCCUCCGUGGGCUCCUGCUCUUCAUGCACAUACAACAGGUGUGUCUAUCUGGGUUCUUGUCUUCUAGGGUCUGUCUUUUCCUCUUCUUUCUCUUUCAGUAACAGACUGAAAAAGUGAAGUCAAGCAAAAAAAAAAGUCAGUAAUCAAGGGACAUAAUCUGGUGGAGGGUAAUUAAUUCAUUAGAUGACCUUCUCCUAUAGGCUUCUCCCAGCCUCCCCCCACCUCCCACCUCCUCCUUUGGCUUCCCUGCUGGGCACACACACACCCCUACCUCCACCCCUUAGACCAUAGAUACAUACAUGCCCACAUUCAUGCUUACACAUUAGAACCGUCUAUGUUCCCAAAUAUGAUCCAUCACUUGAGGCAACCACACAGGUACAUGCAGCUCUGAGCUGACACUAACACACACACAGUCACUUUGCACUGCAUACACAAACACACACAUGCUCUGCCCCCGCACAAGGACUUGCACAGGCACAUGCUGCUCUCCCCAACCAUGCAGCACCCCAUGUCUAGGAAGAUGGGGACCCCAUGGUCCAGCCCUUUCAGGAGACUCUCUGCCAGGUUUAGGGUGCCACCAGCUCUGAACUUCAUUCACCCACAGGUUGCAGGAAUGACCCCAAAAGGGAAGGACCACCCCUUCAACCCUCAGAUUUCCAGCCUCCUUCUGGGUAUUCCACAGCUUCCCAGGUUAUUAGGCCUGGGUUUUUCUCAGCCAAGCUAGAUUCCUGCUCUGAGGUUUGGGGGAUGGGGAGACAGAGUGGAGGUCUGCGAAAUAAAGUGAUGCAAUUAGA
Molecule: messenger RNA, 2216 nt
Organism: Sus scrofa (pig)
Lineage: Eukaryota; Metazoa; Chordata; Mammalia; Artiodactyla; Suidae
Source: RefSeq, a predicted model, not a curated record